AUGCUCGACCUUACCAAGCUUGUCGACCCCUUCAUCGGCACGCGAGGCAACAGCAACCCAGGCAACGUUUGCCCCGCUGCUGCUCAGCCCUUCAGCCCCGCCCGCAUCGGUAUCGACCUAGACGACGUGUACGCUCCACCCGGCUACGUGACAAAUGUCAGCGCCCCAGUCCGCGGCGUGUCCCUGCUGCACGACACGGGCACAGGCUCCUCGCUUGGCUCCUACGGCAACUUUGAAUCCAUGCCCGUUGUCUGUCCAGACAAUGACUUUGCACGCUGCCCUACGCGGUUGGACGAUCGUAAGCGCCCGCGUAUGGCGCACAAGGACUUUGCCAGCCCGGGGUACUUUACGCUCACGCUCAACAAUGGUAUCAAGAUGGAGACAACGGCAACGCGACGCGCGGGACUGGUGAGGUAUACGUUCCCCAAGAGUGUGCUUGACGGCGGCUCCCUUCCUCACAUUGUGCAAGACUGGACCAACGAUUCACCAGGUACUUUCCGCGGCGGUGAGAUCGACUUCGACAUCAGGCGCGGCCGUAUCCAGAUGGGCGGCGGGUGGGGCUCCUCCUUUGGCCCGACCCUGUACACGUACAAUGCCUACGCGUGCGUCGAUGUGCUCAACAACGGCAAGCAGAAGCUGAGCAAAGCAGGCUUGUGGGAAGGGGACCGUCAUGGACAGGACACCAAGCUGGAGGGCGAGACGCACGCCAAUCUCAGUCGCAUCCUCAUCGGUGGCCAGCCAGUCCAAUCAGGCGCCCUCUUCUCGUACUCGAGCUACCCACGUAACAAGGAUGGCAGCGCCGAGAUCACGCUCCGCGUGGGCGUCUCCUUCAACUCUGCUGCCCAGGCAUGCACCAAUGCCGAGCAGGAAGUGGGCGACAAGUGGGACUUUGACCGCGUGCAUAAUGACGCCAAGGCGCUCUGGAACACGAAGCUGAAUCGUAUCCUCCUCAGCCCGGAGACGGACGACAAGAUUGUGCGCCUCUUCUACUCGUCACUGUACUACUCGUUCCUGAGCCCAGCAAACAUCACGGGCGAAGCAGGCAACAUCUUUCCCGGCGGCGAGAAGUACGGCGGGCCCACGUACGACGGGCUGUACUGUACUUGGGACUCUUAUCGCACCUUUUUUCCCUUCCUCUCCCUCACAAGUCCACGCGAAUACGCCGACAUCACGGAGAACUACAUCGAUGGGUGGCGCAAGACCGGUUGGAUCCCCGAGUGUCGUGCCAACAAUCUGCCCGGCCUCACGCAAGGCGGGUCGCACGGAGUCAUGGUGAUCGCGGACUUCGCGGCCAAGUACUUCCAGCAGGCGUACACGUCUCAGCUUCCCGUAAACCUCAACGAUGGGUACACGGCGGUGAUGAAGGACGCGUACGAGACGCCAGCUGCGUGGGAUGACAAGGGGCGACAGAUCACCGCCUACGGCAAGUAUGGGUACAUCCCGUUCGCCUUCUUCGAUACCGUAUCCUCGGGCAGACAGACGCGCGAGGCCUCACGCACAGUCGAGUAUGCGCACAACGACUUCGGCGCAAGCGUCAUGGCCAACAUUGCGAAUCAUCCAAAAGAGGCUCGUGCACUGUACAAUCGCUCCCUCUCCUACGCCAACACCUUUGACCCUUCCGCUUCCUCGUUCGGUUACACCAACUUCGUUCAGAAGCGCUUUACCAACGGCUCCUUCUUCAAGCAGGACCCGACGCUCUGCUCUCCCAUCUCGAACUUCCCCUCGUGCUCCCUCCAACAGGAGAACACCGUAGGCACGUACGAGACGAGCAGUUGGGAGUACUCCUUCUACGCGCCUCACGAUGUGGCUGGACUGAUCAAGUUAAUCGCCAAGGGGGAUCGCGGCAAUUUCAUGAAUAGGCUCGACACGUACUUUGCCAAGGGGCUCUUCUACGCGGGUAACGAGCCGAGCUUCAACACCCCCACGCUGUACCACUACGCGGGCUCGCCCGUGCGAUCAGUCAAGAGGGUGCGCAAGGUCGUCUUCGAGAACUUCAAUACCACGACGGCGGGACUGCCGGGAAAUAGCGAUGUGGGGGCCAUGCAGACGCUCUUGAACUUCCAUCUGAUGGGCCUAUUCCCCGUGGUCGCGACGACCGAGAUGCUCGUCGUGUCGCCCUUCAUGCCCGGCUACACGAUCAGGAACGAGAUGUUGGGCGAUGUGGUGAUGGAGGCCAAGAACUUUGACCCCCGCUCCGUCGCCAAGGACAUCCCAAGCGGCGCACGCGCCUACGUCGCCUCCGUCACGCUCAACGGUGUCAAGCAGUCCUCACGCUGCAAGAUUCUCUUCAACAAGCUCUUCCCCGGACAGGGCAAGACUGCUCAUCUCGUGCUGGAGAUGACUGCGGAUGAGAAGGCGGCUGACUCGUGCGGAGAGGGGGAGAAGGAUCUGCCCAGCUCGUUGAGCACCGGUGGGUUCAGGCAAUUCGAGCCGCUCCCGCCUGUCUAA
Jaminaea rosea is the source of this 2448-nucleotide messenger RNA. RefSeq lists its product as hypothetical. Gene Ontology annotation, biological process: protein quality control for misfolded or incompletely synthesized proteins; carbohydrate metabolic process; protein deglycosylation. The transcript has 3 exons. Lineage: Eukaryota; Fungi; Basidiomycota; Exobasidiomycetes; Microstromatales. The record is from RefSeq and is a predicted model, not a curated record. Gene Ontology annotation, cellular component: cytosol; nucleus. Gene Ontology annotation, molecular function: peptide-N4-(N-acetyl-beta-glucosaminyl)asparagine amidase activity; carbohydrate binding. Bases 1 to 2448 code for a protein of 815 amino acids.